CCAGGUGCUAAAGCAAUGAUGUGAAUUGUCUCUAUAUUUCCAAGAAACUUCACUCACCUCGAAAUAUAGUCGGUAUUUCUGUGAAUUUUAAGUGAACUGAAAGUGUUACUAAAAUGGAUAGAAUUAAUGGAUGGCAAAGUUAUGCAACAAUUUGUCGGUUGUGUCUUCAGAAAGAUGGGUUCAUGUUCGGCAUAUUCAAUCAAAAUAGUGGAAACGAAAAGAGUUUAUAUAAGAAAAUCGUGGAUUGUACUGCACUUCAGAUUGCAAUGGACGAUGGUCUUCCCAACGUAAUAUGUCACCGUUGUUUGUACAAGAUUGAUUUUUGCUUGGAAUUUCGACAACAAUGCUUCGUCUCUGAUGCCACCCUAAGAAGAAUUAACGAUGAAAAUGAACCAUCAAUACUGCAAGCUCCAUUGAAUUUUCACGAUCAUACUGACGAUGUUGUCAUGGUGGUAGAUCCCAAUGUGGCCGAUUACAACUCUGAUAUUGAUGCUGAACCAGAGGUCCCCAGUGAAAACGAUAACUCUAUUUUGAACAAAAGUUACGGUUAUGGUUUUUCCAACAUAUCCAUGUGCAGGUAUUGUGACCACGCUUUCAUGAGCAAAGAAGAAUGUAACUCACAUGAAACGAUGGCCCACAAUAAUGAAACACCUUAUUCCUGUGCAGCAUGUAGUGUGAAUUUCGAGAACAGAAUCCACUAUUUAACACACCUCAAAAACGUGCAUAAAGACGAUAAGCCGUUUAAAUGUCCGCAGUGUUCGCGUACUUUUGCCAGGAGAUCAGAUUUGCGAAAACAUACAAUAGUUCAUACAGGUAUAAAACCCUUCACAUGCAAAGUUUGCUUUAAAUCCUUUUCUAGAAAUACUAAUUUAUCGAAACACAUGCGUAUACAUUCUGGACAUAAACUGUUUUCAUGCAAAAAAUGUCAUAAGAAAUUCUUAAGUAAAGCUGAUCUAGGAAAGCAUUCCGUUUACCAUUCCAAGGUCAAAACUAAAAAGGCACAGAUAUCAAAAAAAAAUUCCCAGAAGUCCUCUACUACUCAGGCAGUUAAUGGAGAAGAUAUUGAUGCGGAAAUUAACAAUGUCAAUAAUGACGCUGGAAACGAGAAUCAUUCAGAAAAUAUGGUGAUUAGUAUUGAUCCUUUCACUCAGGAUACUUUCCAAGAUGAAGACGAUGACCAAAUGUCUACUUCUUCAAGAAUUUCUGAUCACAAUGCUGAUUACGAACAAAUCGUGUCCACAAGUCAACAAGAAAAUUAUUAUUCGAAUGAUGCUCAAGAAAAUUCAACACAAUCCUCACCAUCGCGGCCUUUUGUAUGUAGUACUUGUAAAAAAUCUUUCAUGAGAAAAAGAGAGCUAGAUAGACAUAUUCUUACCCAUACGGGAAUGAAACCCUUUAAAUGCACAAGAUGUGAUAAGAGCUUUGGAAGAAAAGACAAACUUGUCAGGCAUAUGAGGAUUCAUGAUGUGAAUAAACAAUUCUCAUGUGAUAUGUGCGAAGAAACAUUUAGUCGUAAGGAAAGUUUAACACAACAUCAAAAAGUUUAUCAUACAAGUUAUCACAAUGAAGUUUUUUAGUUCAAUCUUGUUCUCUUCUAUUUGAAAAUAUGUUAAAUAAAUUUACCAAUGCUUUAGGUUGUUGGAUACUGAAAGCCGAAUCGAUUUCUAUUUUUAAAAUAAAUUGUAUGAAAAGA
This is a messenger RNA of Coccinella septempunctata (seven-spotted ladybird), 1693 nucleotides long. Its product is annotated as zinc finger protein 28-like. Gene Ontology annotation, cellular component: nucleus. The transcript is spliced from 2 exons. NCBI's taxonomy places the organism in Eukaryota, Metazoa, Arthropoda, Insecta, Coleoptera, Coccinellidae. Gene Ontology annotation, biological process: regulation of transcription by RNA polymerase II. Gene Ontology annotation, molecular function: DNA-binding transcription factor activity; RNA polymerase II cis-regulatory region sequence-specific DNA binding; zinc ion binding. The record is from RefSeq and is a predicted model, not a curated record. Bases 114 to 1577 code for a protein of 487 amino acids.